Agelaius phoeniceus (red-winged blackbird) is the source of this 3753-nucleotide messenger RNA. The record is from RefSeq and is a predicted model, not a curated record. NCBI's taxonomy places the organism in Eukaryota, Metazoa, Chordata, Aves, Passeriformes, Icteridae.
GCAGCCGGCUCUUUUCCCCCCGUCCCUCUGCCGCCAUGAAGGAGAGGGAGCCGGGCUGGUCGCCCCCGCGCUCCGCUUAUCUCCUUCUGUUCUCCCCUUGUGCCCCGGCCUGCCGCGGGGAGCGGCCCUGGAGCUGCCGAGGCGCUCAGGUGCGAGCGCAUCGGGGCGGAGGUGCCCGGCGGGCACGGCCCCGGCCCCGGCCUGCGGCUCCUGGGGAGGAGCUGGCACUGGGAAAGGGGCGAGUGGAGGCGAACCCACAGACGUUCCCGCAAGAGGGGUCUGGAGGCAGGGUCCGGUAUUACCAGCUUGAUGAAAUCUGGUGCUACAGUGUCGUGUUCAGGAAGGAAAAAGGGGGAAGAUGAGCUGCAAUCCAGCAGGAAGCAAACGCUGCUUAAAUAAGGACUCUCCCUCCGAUUUCAUACUUACUGGUGGUGAAUGGAGAGGAGUGUUAGUUUUUUGCCUUGGUUUGGGUUUUUUGUGCUCAGCAUCACAUAAUUUAUUUUGCCUGCUGUGCAUACUGGAGAUGCAGAAACCAUGUAGCAGAAAGCUUUGAGCAGCUGUGGAUGAUCAGUUUCUCCCAAGAGGAAUAAAAAGCGAAGGAUGAAGGCGACUGGAUUUAUUUCCCUGUGGACGUUGGUUUCGCUGCCUUGCGGCCCAUUAGCCAACCCUGCAGAACGUGAGGAUGUAGUGAAACAUGCAAUAAAGCUGCACCGUGGGAAGGGGGCUGGGAUCACUCAGAGGAAGCAGUGGGUGCUGGAGAGCUGCAGAAAACUCUCUGGUCUUCUUCGCCAAAAGAACGUUGUUCUCAACAAACUAAAAAAUGCCAUAAGAGCAGUUGAGAAGGAUGCAGGACUGUCUGAUGAAGAGAAACUUUUUCAGGUGCACACCUUUGAAAUUUUCCAAAAGGAGCUAAAUGAAAGUGAAAACUCAGUCUUUCAGGCAAUUCAUGGCCUUCAGAGAGCUCUACAGGGUGACUACAAAGAUGUUGUAAAUAUGAAAGAAAGCAGUAGACAGAGACUGGAGGCCUUGAGAGAAGCUGCAAUUAAGGAAGAAAUGGAAUAUGUUGAACUCCUAGCAGCAGAGAAACACCAGGUUGAAGCCCUUAAGAACAUGCAGCACCAAAACAAAAGCCUGUCAAUGCUUGAUGAAAUUCUGGAAGACGUCAGGAAGGCAGCUGAUAGAUUGGAAGAGGAAAUAGAGGAGCAUGCCUUUGAUGACAACAAAUCUGUAAGAGGUGUAAACUUUGAAGCUGUUUUAAGGGUGGAAGAAGAUGAAGCCAACUCCAAAAGAAAUGCUUCAAAAAGAGAAGUAGAAGAUGACUUAGGACUUAGUAUGCUUAUUGAUUCUCAGAACAAUCAGUAUAUCCUUACCAAACCCAGAGACUCAACCAUUCCUCGUGCUGAUCAUCAUUUCAUAAAGGAUAUUGUGACAAUAGGAAUGUUGUCUUUGCCGUGUGGCUGGCUGUGCACAACAAUAGGAUUGCCAACCAUGUUUGGAUAUAUCAUCUGUGGAGUACUCUUAGGACCCUCAGGACUAAAUAGUAUCAAGUCUAUUGUACAGGUGGAGACAUUAGGAGAGUUUGGUGUAUUCUUCACUCUCUUUCUAGUUGGUCUGGAAUUUUCUCCUGAAAGAUUAAGAAAGGUAUGGAAAAUAUCUUUGCAAGGACCCUGCUACAUGACAGUACUGAUGAUUGCCUUUGGUUUACUAUGGGGGCAUUUGCUCCAAAUUAGACCAACACAGAGCGUCUUCAUUUCCACUUGUUUGUCUUUGUCAAGCACACCGCUGGUGUCCAGAUUUCUUGCAGGUAGUGUUCGAGGAGAUAAAGAAGGGGAUAUUGACUACAGCAGCGUACUGCUUGGCAUGUUGGUGAUGCAGGAUGUGCAGCUUGGUUUAUUUAUAGCUGUCAUGCCUACACUUAUUCAAGCAGGAGUGAGCACAUAUUCCAGCAUUUUCAAGGAAAUUCUGAGAAUACUGAUCCUGGUUGGCCAAAUUCUGUUUUCUCUGGCUGCUGUUUUUCUUCUGUGUCUUGUUAUAAAGACUUAUCUCAUAGGACCGUAUUACCGCAAGUUGCACACAGAAAGCAAAGGGAAUAAAGAAAUCCUCAUUCUAGGGAUAACUGCAUUCACCUUCCUUAUGUUAACGAUCACAGAGCUGUUGGAUGUUUCAAUGGAGCUGGGAUGCUUCUUAGCUGGAGCUCUGAUCUCUUCUCAGGGUCACAUGGUUACUGAGGAGAUUAUGUGCUGUAUUGAACCAAUACGUGACUUUCUUGCCAUCAUUUUCUUUGCAUCUAUAGGACUUCAUGUUUUCCCCACUUUUGUAAUAUAUGAACUCACAGUCCUGCUAUUCCUUACAUUGUCUGUCGUCAUUAUGAAGUUUGUCUUGGCAGUGCUUGUCCUUUCUUUGAUUCUUCCAAAGACCAGCCAAUAUAUCAAGUGGAUUGUCUCAGCAGGACUGGCACAAGUCAGUGAAUUCUCUUUUGUUCUGGGAAGUAGAGCACGCAGAGCAGGGAUCAUAUCUCGGGAGGCUCAUAAUGGUAUUUUUGCAAUUGUAUCUUCACACCAGGUAAACAGGUCUAUCUUCUUAUUCUGAGUGUGACUACUCUAAGCCUUUUACUUGCCCCUGCCCUGUGGAGAGCUGCAAUUAUGAAAUGUGUUCCGAGACCUGAAAGACGCUCAAGUACUUGAUCAAGAUUUGCACAAAUUGAAGGAUAUGUUCUCUUGCAAGGAAAACAUCUUCAUUGCUCAUUGUACUUCUAUGCACUCAGAAAACAAGACCUGUUGAGUAGUCAGUCCUCUUAAUAAGCACUUGGUUAUAAGCCUUAUACUGACCUUAAAACAAAAUUCAAUACUAAAAAAUAAUUGCAUAAUAUGAAUUGCACACCUUUUACAAAAUUUAGUUUGACUGAUUGGAAUCUACUAGAACAUUUGUUUCUGAUCCAAUCUGUUAUUCAGAGCAUAAAUUAUUUUUUUUAAUAUAGUCUCAUGCAAACUAUGUUUAUUAUUUUUUUUGCCUGAAUGUGCCUUUUAAUUUUCAUCCUGUUAAUGCUGGUUCAUCACCAGAUUUUGUUCAAAAAGAAAAAAAAAUAUAUAUAUAUUAUGGUGCCUAUGGUAUCUUCUUUCACUAAAUGACUUAAGUCAUUUUCACAUUUAUGAUUUUAAUAUAGCAGUAUAAAAUUAACUACAAACCAAAUUUCUAAUGGUGAAUAAAAGUGUGAUCCUCUGCACAAAGAAAAGGUUUAACUGUUUAGCAAUCAGUUCCAAGCAGUUAAUUACAUAUUCCAGUUCAUGCAGCCAGUACUGCAUGAUAUUUUAUUUCAAAUUGCAGCAUAUAAUGUAUUUCUUAUAGUGGUAUAUUUUGUGUUAGCUCUUGUAUUUAUUUACAUAUUUGACUAAAAAUUGACAGUAAGAAAGGGCAUAAUUUAUGUUUGCAGACUGACAGUUGUUACCCAUUCUUGUUGCUAACUGCUGCUACAGUAAUGGUUUACAGGGGUGUUUUCUUUUAAAUAAAAAAUAAAUGUAGUAAAACUGGGAAGUGUAAUUUCAAUUAGAUGUGAAAAAUAGUACUUCUGUAACCUUGGAGGUUGGAUCUUAGUUGACACUAUUCUAGAUUUGAAAUUAUUUUAAGUUAACUUGCAGAAAAUCAUUUUAAAUUGACUUGCAGAAAACUGGAAACAGCAGACUGGAUGUGUAUUUGCAACCCCAUGACCUUUUAAGUUACAUUUACAUUGAAUAAAUUGUUAGUCUUUUUAAAAUA